Physcomitrium patens is the source of this 1001-nucleotide messenger RNA. Its product is annotated as small ribosomal subunit protein eS7. Gene Ontology annotation, biological process: rRNA processing; translation; ribosomal small subunit biogenesis. The record is from RefSeq and is a predicted model, not a curated record. Gene Ontology annotation, cellular component: cytosolic small ribosomal subunit; ribosome; small-subunit processome. Gene Ontology annotation, molecular function: structural constituent of ribosome. Lineage: Eukaryota; Viridiplantae; Streptophyta; Bryopsida; Funariales; Funariaceae.
CGGGGGGACGCCCACAACGGCCGACGCGAGGGAGCGGCUACUGACGGAGGUGACCCUUUGGGUUUUGCACUCAAAGUGACCUCGACCUUCACCGGUUGUUUCCUUUUCGCUCGCGUGCCUUACGUUUGUAGGCAGCGGCUCCGGUGUAUCAUUUCACCCUUUCUGAAAGGUUUAUCACCUCCGUUUAUCACCUCCGCAGCCAUGUCCUUCACCGCGCGCAGGAAGAUCCAAAAGGAGAAUGGGCAGGAGCCAGAUGAGUUUGAGGAAUCUGUAGCUCAGGCUCUCUUCGACCUGGAGUCCACCAACUCCGAGCUUAAGAGCGAGCUUCGCGACCUCUUCAUUAACUCUGCCAAGGAAGUUGAUGUUUCCGGAAACCGGAAGGCCGUUAUCAUUCAUGUGCCUUUCCGCUUGCGGAAGGCUUUCCAAAAGAUCCACGCUCGCCUCGUCAGGGAGCUGGAGAAGAAGUUCAGUGGCAAGGACGUUGUUUUCAUUGUCACCAGACGCAUCUUGAGACCCCCCAAGAAGGGUUCCGCUGUUAACAGGCCAAGGAGCAGGACUUUGACCGCUGUGCACGAGGCAGUCCUUGAAGAUUUGGUUUACCCAUCUGAAAUUGUUGGGAAGAGGAUGCGUUAUCGCCUGGAUGGUUCCCGCAUCAUGCGUGUAUACUUGGACCCGAAGGAGCGUAACAGCACGGAGUACAAGUUGGAAACCUACUCGGGGGUUUACAAGAAGUUGACAGGAAAGGAGGUCACUUUUGAGUACCCUAUCCAGGAGGCUGUAGCCGCGUGAAUGUUUUCGGGGAGCACCAGCUAGACUUAAAACGCCCGCAACAGGGGUCUAUGUUCUUGCCACUACAGACUGUGAUGUUCAUUAACGUGCGGUUCAAAGAAUCUUCGUGCUUAGAUGCCUGUAGGUUUUUUUUGGUGCAAAACAUCCGCAGUUGUUCUGCCUGGAAACGAUUGAUUUGAGUCUAUCUGCAUAUUCGAGGGUUACGUUUCCUA